Messenger RNA from Onthophagus taurus, 5400 nucleotides. RefSeq lists its product as uncharacterized. The record is from RefSeq and is a predicted model, not a curated record. Lineage: Eukaryota; Metazoa; Arthropoda; Insecta; Coleoptera; Scarabaeidae. Gene Ontology annotation, biological process: anatomical structure morphogenesis.
CCUCUCUUUCGGUAUAAGUACCAGUUCCUCGAGCAGCAGCACUCAGUGUAUUUUAUAUUUUUCGCAAGACUUCCAUUAUAAAAGCAUUUGCGCUUCGCCAUUAAAUUGUCUUAAUUGCCUCUUGGUGUGUUUUUUAAGUGUUUUUGAACUCUACAUAAUCAUUUCCACGUUGAGGUCGCCAAAAGUACAAAGACUUUAAGGAGAUGCGGUCCAAAGAACCAUUCCAUCAUUUCUUUAAUUCGCGUACUUAACUCGUUUAGUGAAACGAAACACUUGGAUAUUUACGAAACAAUUGUCUCCUCUAACGAAGAAUCUUCCUCAACAAACAAAAAGAAAAAAAUUUCUUUCUCAAUUCGCCGGUUAAUUUAUUCCAUGCGAACCGAAAGGAUGAAGAAGUUGAAUAAAGUUGGUUUGGGUUUAAUGGUCGUGUUUGGAUACUUCUUGCACGUUGGUGAAUGUAUUAACAUCGACAGUCGUCUUACAAUCGUGAAAAGUGAUUGUUAUGAAAGAAUCGCAAUUGGACAAAAAAUCAACGAAAAAAAUGUAUCUAGAAAAGCUCAUUCAAAAACAUUUAUGGAAUGCCAAAUGGAAUGCACAAACGAUGGAGAGAAAUGUAAAUCAUUUAGUUAUGGUGUUGGUGUUAAAGGUAACUCAACAUGCGAGAUUAGCUCUACGGAAAUAAAACAAACUCCCACCAAAAAUCUUGAAGGAACAACCAUCGAAACAGAUUAUGAUUUAUACGUUAGAAAAGUUGAUUGUAAAUUUGUUUUCCAACCGGAAGUAGAUGCCAUUCAAACUGAACCGGAUCACACAACAGUCAAACUUCAUAGUGGCGAAAACACCGAAAAUUCAUAUUUACCUUCAUCUUCAAAAUUAAAAACGUCACCUAAUGUUCCACUUCCUUUUAAUGCCGAUUAUAAACCAAAACGUCGACCAGAAUCGUAUAAAAAACAACAUGAUUAUGGGGAAUUAGAACAUAGAUUAGGGAUAUUAGAAAAUAGAAAAAGUAACAGAAAACAAGAUGAUGUUGGUAAUUACGAUGAUGAAGCUAAUUUCGAUGGAUACAUUGGAGCGGUAUCUUAUAAUCAAUACGAUAAACCGGAAGUAUUAGAUAACAAAAAGAAAGAAGAAGCAAAAAAUAGAGUUCCUUAUGAUUAUAUUGGAUCGAAUGGGCCUCCGAGGGGAUAUGGAUACAGUAACGCUCCCGAAAAUAAACCAAAACCACUUAAACCAUUUGGAUUGGAUAAUCUUUACGAUUACACCCCGAAUUCGUAUGAUUACAAUAAAAAUAAACUUCCAUAUAGGCCAAAUCAAUUAAACAAACCUUACAAUAAUUUUAAUCGUCCAAAACCUAUUCAAAACGAUGGAUACGAUAAUUCCCCAAUAAACGAUUUUCCGAAUCUUAAUAGUGGUUCAAAUUUUGAGUCAAAUUUCCACGAUCCGGACAAUCCAAAUUAUCCGACGGGAUCUCAAAAUCACUUUCAAAACUUAGAUUCGGGAUAUGAAUUUAGCAAGCCCCAACAAAUGGUUAACGAUCAGAAUAAUUAUCACAAUAGUGAUAAAAAAAGGCCAUACUUUUCAAGUGUUAGACCAGUAAUGGAACAUGCAAUGGAUUAUGAAUCAAAUCCAAAACGACCAAACUUUGGCUUUUUGGGUGGUUUGUAUGAAUUAAACAACGGGGAAUACAAACCGUAUGGUAGUGGAGGAAAUUCACUGGGAUAUGUUUACAGCCCGAAAUAUCCGCAUCAAAAGCCAUCUCUGGAUGAAGAAUAUCGUCCACUUGGAGAACUUAUCGCAUCGUAUGUAACCGAAAUUCGAGACGUGUGUUUUAAAAGAGCUCUAGCUGGCAAAAGAAUAUCAAGAGCUUUCGUCCGUAAAAUAGUAUCCUGUGAAAGAGUAGAAGAUUGUCACCAAGAAUGUACAGAAGAGAAAAAAUUUAUUUGCGAAGGUUUCAAUUAUAGGUUGGAUUCUUCCGGACGUGGUAGAGGAGACUGCGAGCUUAUAGACUUACCUUUCGUCCUUUUGGACCCUCACAAAGACAUAAUAACAAAUCCGAAUUAUGAUUAUUAUGAAAAAGACAGAAAUAGUUACCAGAGAUGCAAAGAUCGUGAUAUACAACCAUUCAAACCUCCACAAAGUUAUCCUCAGCUACCUCCAUCUGGUGGGAUUCAAUUUGAUCAAGGAUCUUAUGGACAUGGAACUUAUGGACACGGAACUUAUGGACAAGGAUCUUAUGGUCAACAAUCUUAUGGACAAGGAUCUUAUGGCCAUGGAUCUUAUGGUGGAGGAAAUAAAGGAACACAUCGAUACGAUAGUUAUCCACGAGAACCUCCAAGACCAGGUUUUGUAUUCAGGUUGCCAUCGGGCGGGGAAGGAGGAGAUUUUCCACCUUAUAAUAGACGUAGUGGUGAGUACCGAUAUUGCCCUCCGUUCCUCAAGAAAAAGUAUAAUUGCAUUUUUCAUUUACCUCAGUGCUUAGAGUUAUCUUUAGGCUCCCUAAUCUACCCUAACAUAUACAAUAAAACACAUAUUUUGGCACAUAUUGACUGGACUAGUAAAUCAUCUUUAAAAAUCGUAGUAUUAUCUCAUCUCAUUACACAUAAAGAAAUUAAUUUGAUCAUCAAAAAGAUAUUAAUUAAUAUUUUAGACCCAUAUCCAAACGGAGAUAAACACCACACAUACACACACCCUCACAUUGAUAAUGAUUAUAAAUCGUACCUUCCACCACCAAAUACGUUAGAUAUUAAUAAAUACCACAAUAAAUACGAUGGUCGUGGCGAGUCUGGUUACGAUUAUAAUAGUUAUGGUCGAGGUAAACCACAUCCCGCGGUUGUUCAUUACGGUAUCGAUGAUAAACAACAUCCGGUACCCACUAAUUAUUUACCGAUACCUUUCGAUGGAAAUAAAAAACAUUGGAGUGAAUAUGGUGGGGGAAAUUAUAGAAGUGGUGGUUAUGGAAGUGGAACAUUUGGAAGUGGUGGUUUCAGUAAUGGAAGAUUUGGUAAUAACGGAGUUUCUGGAAGUGGUUAUCUUCCACCUAAAUCUCCAACAAGUGAUUAUUUACCUCCGGUUCUGCCAACAGUUAAACAUUAUGAAUACCCAUCCCAUACAAAUGAAUGUUCAUUAAGAUCGGCAACAGGUUACCGCCUCUACAAAAAAAUUGUUAAAAAAAUUUUAACCGUUUCAUCAAUAUAUGAUUGUGAGGAGGCUUGUUUUCAUGAAACCGAUUUUAUUUGUACAUCGUAUGCUUUUCGAUAUAUCGUCGGUUCUGGAAUUCCACCAAAUAAUUGUUACCUUAGCGAUCGUAAUUAUAAGGAGUUAGAUUAUUACACCGAUUUAGAACAAGAUAGAAAUUUCGAUAUUUACACUAUGCAUAAUAAAGAUAGAUGCUCUGGAUCAGUACCUCUUAAUAAAAUAUCAAAUGAAUGUUUUCUUCAUGUUCGAAGUGGGCAAAGAUUGGACGACACUUGCGUUAGAGAUUCAUUGUUUGUAAAAUCCUUUUUAGAUUGCCAAUUGGAAUGUUUAAAAUCAGAAAGAUUUUUGUGUAGAUCUUUCAGUUAUCGUUCUGGUUCUGCUGUUAUAGGUGGAAUAAGUGAAAACUGCCAAUUAUCAGAUGUUCCAUUUAGAGAAUUAAAUCCUCACAGAGAUUUGAUUUCAGACCCCGGUUUUGUACUUUACGAACGAGCGAGUUAUGGAUAUGGUUGUGAACUGGACCACGUUAAUGAUCAAUCUUUGUUUACUCAACCCAGUGUUGUUUCUGAAUCGGAUAAACUUUGUUAUAUUGGUUAUGGGUGGUCGGCAAAGUUACUUCCUUCUGCCGUUCGAAAAGCACUUCGAGUACCUACCGAAGAAGAAUGCCGAGCGGAAUGCACAAAAUUUCGAAUGGAAACUUCAUUUUGUUGCAUGUCUUUCAGUUAUAGUUCAGCACUUCAAAAUGGGCUGAAUUGUCUCUUAUCCGAUAUAGUUCAAAGAGAUCUUUUAGAAACCGUUGAUUUUGAGAAAGAUAGAGAUUUUUGGUUGUUUUCUUGGGAUACGUCAAAUCCUCAAUGUCAAUUUUCGGAGUAUUAUGAGCAAAGCGGUAAAGAUCGAAAUGAGAUAUCAUUAGGAGGAAUCACCUGGAGAAUUUAUAGCGUUGGUGGUUGGCCAUGUAAAAGAGGAACUUUAUGCAAAGAAAGCGCACUGGGAUUUUGGUUCUGCGAAUUAGAAGGUGGAAGUCCAAGUUCUUGGGAUUAUUGUUGUAGGCCAGGUCAUCAAUGUGGUUACUCAGAAGGAUAUGCUUACCAAUGGUGUUACGUAGGACCUUCUUUUACGCAAUGGAGAAAAUGUAAUGAUAAAUAUUACCCUUAUUUACCACCUUUACACGUUCGAACUCCUCUUCCAUCAAAACCCCCCACAACAUAUCUCCCGCCAAAAGAUUUUCCAUCAACUCCAAUUUUAUUAGAUCACGAUACAAAACCGCCAACUAUCUCAACAACAAUUUACCACAUACCACCAACGACUUCUAUAAUAGAUCCGCAUGUCCCAACUCCAACACUUUUCUUAGAAGAACCAAAGAAAUCGUAUUUGCCCCCAUCGCAUAGAGAAUCAAGACCAUGGCAAACAUCAGGAAAACCUUUACUAUCAGAUUUAAGACCUCCUUAUAGGGUAGGAUUUAGACCAGAUCGUCCUAACGCAACACCACUAGAACCAGAACCCAAACCAAGUUUGAACGAGUACGAAAAUCAUUUUAACGACUUAUUUUUGGAUCCACCAAAACCAGGCGGAUUCGGACAAGCCAGACAUUGGCCCGUUUCUUAUUUACAUAAAGAAGGACCGCCUAACGCUACAAUUUCGAUUGAUAAUAAUUUUUCUUUGGGACGGAUGAAAGAAGCUAGGGAAAGUAAGUUAGAACCGAAAUUCGAAGCGAUCAAAAAUUUGAUUGAUGUGAUCAAAACGAAUGAUUUGGAAAAUGUUAAAUAUCAAAUUACGAAUGAUUCAAAUAAAGUUGACGAUGUUCUUCACGUUCAAAUUCCAUUACCUUCGAAUUUUACUGAUAUUUUGGAAAACGGCAAAGGUGGUGAACUAAUUGGAGAUAACAAUGAAAAGUUAUUGUCACCUAAAAAUAGCACAUCGAAUGAUAGGAAAAUAACUGAGAAUUUACCGGUUUAUCGAAGAAGUUACAUAAUGAAAACAAGUAAAACAGAUGCACGAAAAUGGAAAUUUCCAGAUAAUCAAUUCGGUUCUAUUAGAUAAUCAUUAAGAUAACAUUAUUACAACAUCUAAUAUAAGCAGUAUUACCAAGAUAGGAACGUUUCAAUUACCUCUACAUCUAAUCUAUUUAUAAGAAGAUUAAAUUUUAUCAUGUUGAUGCUUACAAAUAUUAUUUUAUACGUUAAUUAAACGCUUGUUUUUUAGCUUUUA